This is a messenger RNA of Rhopalosiphum padi (bird cherry-oat aphid), 2075 nucleotides long. RefSeq names its product prostatic acid phosphatase-like. Gene Ontology annotation, molecular function: phosphatase activity. The coding region runs from base 280 to 1485 and encodes 401 amino acids. The record is from RefSeq and is a predicted model, not a curated record. NCBI's taxonomy places the organism in Eukaryota, Metazoa, Arthropoda, Insecta, Hemiptera, Aphididae. Gene Ontology annotation, biological process: dephosphorylation. The transcript is spliced from 7 exons.
AUAAUAAACAACUGUUGUAGUGUGGUUGUACUAAACAUAUAUUAUGCAACAUAAUUCUAUCGCCGAAGCGCCUAUGCAGUUUGUCGUCACGCUAUUAUCCAGACGGUCAGCUGUUUGUGUGGCGCCGUUCAAAAAAAUCGAACUUACAACGAGCACGCACUACACUAUAUAAUAUUUUUUGGUUGUUUUCAUUGUUGUUCGUUUCUUUGAACACAAUUAUUUUUACUUAUAAACGUUUUCAAUGACUAUUUUUAUUCCACGCACACAUUAUAGAGCAUUAUGAACGCGGUUAAAAGAAACAGAGUUUUAGAGCUAUGUAUUUCGAUUCUAAUAUCUUCGAUAUGUCCCACUGUAGUUGUCGCAAUGUACCAAAAUUAUGCAGUUGUAAACGGACACAUGGGAAACAAAUUCGAUUCGAAUACCUUAAGACUGGUCCACGUGGUGUUUAGGCACGGAGAACGGACGCCUGCCGACACGUACCCUCUGGAUCCGUAUAUAAAUUCGUCGUGGGAGCCAUUCGGGUGGGGUCAACUGACAAAUAAUGGCAAACGAAAACAAUACGAGCUCGGAAAAUUUAUCAGAAAGCGUUACUCUGGAUUCUUGGAUGUCCUAUAUUCUUCAAAAAAGGUCACAUUUAGAAGUACUGACGUAGACAGAACCAAAAUGAGCGCUCAGCUAGUCGCGUCUGCUAUAUACAAGCCAGUUGGUGUACAGAAAUGGAAUAAAUAUUUAGAUUGGCAACCCGUUCCGAUACAUUCUGAACCUCUGAAUGACGACCGAUUGUUGUUAGUGCGAAUAGACUGUCCCAAGUACCACGAAGAAAGACAUAAAAUAAUGAAUUCCGCCGAAGUUCUCGAAGAGCUCAAUACUUAUAGUGAUUUAUAUAGUUAUCUGUCCAAUCACACAGGACUGGCCAUUAAAGAUCCCGACGAUGUACAAUCCAUUUAUAGUACGCUAAAAGCUGAGUCGGACUAUGGAGUUGCUCUUCCAAGUUGGACAUCCAAAGUAUAUCCAACGAAAUUGACCAAAGUGACAUCUAGAAGUUUUAUACUAAACGCAUACAAUAAUGAAAUGAAAAAGCUCAAAGGAGGUCCAUUACUAAAACAAAUACUGGAAAAUAGUAUAAAUAAAAUAAACAAACUGUCUACACAUCAGUUAUAUGCUUACGCUGGUCACGAUUCAACUAUAGCCAAUCUUUUAAUUACCUUGGGUGUAUGGGAUGAGCAAAUUCCCACCUAUAAUAUGUUAGCAUUACUAGAGGUACACGAAUUAAAGAGAGGAGAUUUCUAUUUAAAGGUGUUUUUGCGUAACGAAUCAUCGACAGAGCCUUAUCACUUACAAAUACCUAAUUGUAAGGACAAUUUAUGUACUAUGGAACGCAUUAUGAACUUGACGGCGAACGUGAUACCAUCGAAUUUGAGUGAAGAAUGCAAGACUGAUAAUCCUAAAUUUUCGAGCUUAAAGUUUAUUGACCGAGGUCCAUAAUAUCACAGUUAGAAAGUGUUAAUGAAUAUGAUUACAUAAUCUUGAACGUUUGUUUUAUCAUAUAUUUAAUAAGGAUUACCAGCUAAAAUAUUAAUAUGUGAUAACUUUAUUUUUAUUUAUUUUAUUUAAACAAAGAUUUUGUUUAUUUUUAUUAUUCAAGAAGAGUUAUUUGUAUGAAGAUUUCCAAUAUUGCCUUUUGAUAAUUGUAUUUUACAUCGUUUUAUGGCUGUAUUUGUAUGAAAUUAUCUCAAUUUCAUUAUAUAUAUAUAAUAUAUAUAUAGGUAUAUAUAAAAUAUAUCUUUAUUUGAAUGUUAUUAUUAUUUAAAAUAACAACAAAAUAUACCAAAAAUCUAAAAUAAAAGUAUCGUAUAUAUAAAAAAUUGUGUAUUAUGUACUUUAGAAGUUAAGUUGAAUAAAUUUCCAAUAUUUUUAUUAUUAUAUGAUGUACGACAUGUUGUUUAAUAAUAUUAUUUAUUAUUAUAUAGCAUAUUUAAUUAUUAGUUUUUAUCAACUGAAUAAGUGAAUACAACAUAAUCAUAUUAUAUUAUAGAUAUAAUUAUUAUUAAAUAAACUAUUAUUUAUAUUCCUUA